CUUCCCCCAGCACUGCCCGCCGUGACCCGGGGCUGGCGGGGACACACAGACCGAGUGACCCAGAGCACAAACUCUCCUCCUUUCCUCCUCCACCUACUCGAACCUCGGUUUGACAACAACCCAGAGCAACGCGGAAGAGCCAGCCAAAGAGCGGGAUGGCAGUGGAUCCUCUUAUCAUCAGGAGGAGCAGGAAAAAUCAGUCCGUUCACUUCUGAUAAGCUGUUUGGUGACAGCAGCCCCGCAGGUGAGUCACCCCCAGUGAUGCUCGGGAGAUUACCGCAGGUGAUGGUGCUGCUGAUAGACCGGUGUUGUAUUACAAUACAAACCAUAAUUCCUGUUUCACAACUGCCCUUGUGGGUUUUAAGGAGGGCCGGGGCGGUGCUGCCCCAGUGCGAGCGCGGCGUGGGCACAGCGCAGGCAGCGGGCUGCGGGAGCAUCGCCGGCCGGCUCCGGGCUCCCGGGUCCCGCACCGGGGCACUCGCAGGGUUUCCGCAGGAGGAGGGACCGCGCCGGAGCUGGAUGGACAUGGACUCGGCCUCGGAGCGGCUCGACGGCAGAGGUCCCUGCACGAGACCCAAAUCCUCCAGGCAGCAGGAGUCCUUCAAGCGGGUCGGGAUCCUCGUCCUGGCCGUGCUGCUCACCCUCGCCUGCCUGGUGGCCAUCGGGUUCCUGGUGAAGAUUUACCUGGACCACCACUACCUGUUCUGCAAGCCCCUGAAGCUGGUGCCGCUGAAGCAGGUGUGUGACGGCAUGGACUGUCUGCAGGGCGAGGACGAGGCCAACUGUCCCCAGUGGGUCCCCGAGGGGCCACCAGCCAGGGCCCGUGUUUCCAAAGACAGAUCCAUCCUGCAGGUGCUCAACAGCCACACUGGAGCCUGGGCCUCUGUGUGCCACGACCACUUCACACCAGUGCUGGCCAGAGCUGCCUGUGAGGAGAUGGGCUACAGCAGCACCCCAGCGUUCCAGGGGGUGGAGGUGAGCGAGGGGCAGCCGCUGCCUCCCCGCGAGCUCGUGCUGAGCAACGGGAGCCUCCAGGUGCUCGAGCCAGGCAGGAAAUGCCUCUCGGGGUUGGUUGUGUCACUCUUCUGUUCCAGUUGUGGGCAGAGCGUGCGGACGCCGCGGGUGCUGGGGGAGCCCGCUGCCAUCGAGGCGUGGCCCUGGCAGGUCAGCCUGCAGUACAGGAAGGAGCACAUCUGCGGGGGCAGCAUCAUCGGGCCCGGCUGGGUGCUGACGGCCGCGCACUGCUUCAAGAACAACCCCAUCAUCCAGAGCUGGCGUGUCAAAGCCGGCUCCGACCUCCUGUCGGGCGCUGCCACCUUGGCCGUGGAGAAGGUGUUCCUGGCAGAGGUGACACCUGCGUCCCCCAAGGACAACGACAUCGCCCUGGUGAAGCUGCGCUCGCCCGUGCACGACUCAGACAGCACCAAGCCCAUCUGCCUGCCCUAUUUUGAUGAGGAGCUGGUGCCGGGCACACCCCUGUGGGUGAUCGGCUGGGGCUACACAGAGGAGCACGGGAAGCUGUCAGAGCGCCUGCAGCAGGCCGAGGUGGAGCUCAUCGACGCGCGGAGCUGCAACCUGGCCGCCUACCACGGCGAUGUCACCGACAGGAUGCUGUGCGCUGGCCUGCCCCAGGGCGGCGUGGACACCUGCCAGGGGGACAGCGGAGGGCCCCUGCUGUACUCGGGUGGGCACUGGCAGGUCGUGGGCAUCGUCAGCUGGGGCCAGGGCUGCGGCACCCCCAGCACACCUGGAGUCUACACCAGCGUCCGAGCCUACCUGGACUGGAUCUCGGCCGUGCGCAGGUCAGAGCUCUGAGACCUGCCGGAACAGGUCGCUCCUCGCCCCGAGCCUCCCUUGCCAUCCCUCUGCCCGUGCUCUGGCAGCAGCAGGGACACGGAUCUCCAGCCGUGGGACAUGAGCAGAGGCUCCCAAACCCUCGCUGGCAGCUGUGAUUUAGGGCGCCAGAGCCCAGCCAAGGAGGCAGAGGGUGACUCAGAGUGAAGGAAUCUCGCUGGCUCAAGCUCCCUUCCGGACAAAGAUUAACUUAUUACCCUGUGCUGACCCCGCUGUGGCAAGAUGGCUCUCGAGGGGCCAAGCUGCUGACAGCUCACUCCUGUUGUACAGAGAGAAAAGUUGUUUGUGCUCUAGAGCUCUCCCCCUACCCUAUUCCCAUUAAAGGAAAGGAAUUUUGUUUUUCACAAAGCCUCCCGACCCUUUGUCCUGCUUCCUCACAGA
This is a messenger RNA of Oenanthe melanoleuca, 2235 nucleotides long. RefSeq names its product transmembrane serine protease 4 (gene TMPRSS4). Gene Ontology annotation, biological process: proteolysis. Gene Ontology annotation, molecular function: protein binding; serine-type endopeptidase activity. NCBI's taxonomy places the organism in Eukaryota, Metazoa, Chordata, Aves, Passeriformes, Muscicapidae. Gene Ontology annotation, cellular component: membrane. The record is from RefSeq and is a predicted model, not a curated record.